AUGCCACCUCUGGAAAACAGACGUCGUACGCUCAUANCGAAUGAUAAACGCUAUGAAAAUGGUAAGGAUAAAUACUUCUUCAACUUCCCUUCCAAGAAAGAAAAGAAAAAAGAGUGGAUUAUCGCUAUAAAACGAGAUCCUGGGCCGCUAUUCAAGAUAAAGAAAAAUUCGACACUGGUAUGUUCUGAUCAUUUCAAGCCGGGUGACAUUGAAUACACGUUGACAGGAAGGGUUCGACUGAAGCAAGGAGCUGUCCCGUCGAUUUUUAAAUGGACUAAAGAACAUGAAGGACGUCCAGAUAAUAGCCUGCAAAAGUUUAAAAAGCAAAAGAUAGAAGUGGAAUCACUACCAAGUGCAGCAGGAGAUAUAACAGAAAUGGAACAAGGAAUAGCCGAUAGAACCGAUGCUGCAAUGGAGACUGACUCACCUUACAACACAACAAACCCUGAAACAAAUGCCGAAGUUAGCACUGAAAUAAAUGGUGAAGUUAGCACUGAAACUAAUGCCGAAAUAAACACUGAAGCCGAGUCAGUCACGACUGCAUUAAAAGAAGAACUUGCGUCAACACAAAGAAAAGUAAAGGAACUUGAACUUCAGAUAGCUACUCUUUUGUUAACUUCUUUUGGUUCUGAAAGAAUUACUGGAAGUCCAGAAUUGACAAGGUUUUACACUGGCUUUCAUU
Molecule: messenger RNA, 682 nt
Organism: Stylophora pistillata
Lineage: Eukaryota; Metazoa; Cnidaria; Anthozoa; Scleractinia; Pocilloporidae
Source: RefSeq, a predicted model, not a curated record